This is a messenger RNA of Thunnus maccoyii (southern bluefin tuna), 3648 nucleotides long. RefSeq names its product gap junction protein delta 2b (gene gjd2b). Gene Ontology annotation, biological process: cell communication. Gene Ontology annotation, cellular component: connexin complex. The record is from RefSeq and is a predicted model, not a curated record. NCBI's taxonomy places the organism in Eukaryota, Metazoa, Chordata, Actinopteri, Scombriformes, Scombridae. Bases 367 to 1281 code for a protein of 304 amino acids. The transcript has 4 exons.
GUCAUUGCCAUGAUACCAUAGGAACUGAUAACAGUGUGGCACAUCAUCUCACUCGGAGGGCGGCGGUGGAUGGAUGGAUAUGCUGCUCUCGACAGGCGUGCGUCCCCAGCCUCUCCAAACACCAACCGGUGUGUGUGUGACGCAAAGGAGUCUACUUAAGCGGGAUUAGCGCUGAGCGGCACACUGAGCUCCACACUGCACUCAGUCACACACAACCCUUCUUCCGUGUACACACGAUCCAACACCGCCGUACAGGAGGGCUGUCUACCAAUCAGCGCCUGGAGAGCGAAGGGACUGGAGAGCUCAAGCUCAGAAACGCGUGCACACGCUUUGCGCCUGAGUGUGAUCUUCUCCGGAUGAACAAUCAUGGGGGAGUGGACCAUAUUAGAGCGUCUCUUGGAGGCGGCUGUCCAGCAGCACUCUACCAUGAUCGGAAGGAUCCUGCUGACAGUGGUCGUGAUCUUCAGGAUUCUGAUUGUGGCGAUAGUCGGAGAGACUGUGUACAACGAUGAGCAGUCCAUGUUUGUGUGUAACACCUUACAGCCGGGCUGCAACCAGGCCUGCUACGACAAAGCUUUCCCCAUCUCCCACAUCAGGUACUGGGUGUUCCAGAUCAUUAUGGUGUGCUGCCCCAGCCUCUGCUUCAUCACCUACUCUGUCCACCAGUCUGCCAAGCAGAAGGAGCGGCGCUACUCUACAGUGUACCUCUCCCUGGACAAGGACCAGGACUCCAUGAAGAGAGAUGACAGCAAGAAGAUCAAAAACACCAUUGUGAAUGGAGUGCUGCAGAACACAGAAAACUCCAACAAGGAGGCAGAGCCUGACUGCCUGGAGGUCAAGGACAUUCCUCACUCAGCCCUGCGAACUACAAAGUCAAAAAUGAGGAGGCAGGAGGGCAUCUCCAGGUUCUACAUCAUUCAGGUGGUGUUUAGAAAUGCACUGGAGAUAGGGUUUCUAGUGGGUCAAUACUUCCUGUAUGGAUUCAACGUCCCUGCGGUGUACGAGUGUGAUCGAUAUCCUUGCAUAAAAGAUGUAGAGUGUUACGUUUCCAGGCCGACAGAGAAGACAGUGUUUCUGGUCUUCAUGUUUGCAGUCAGUGGCAUUUGUGUGGUGCUGAACUUAGCAGAGCUCAACCACUUGGGCUGGAGGAAGAUCAAAACUGCAGUGAGAGGAGUGCAGGCCAGGAGGAAGUCCAUUUACGAGAUCCGUAACAAAGACUUACCCAGGAUGAGUAUGCCCAACUUUGGGCGCACUCAGUCCAGUGACUCUGCAUAUGUGUAACUGCCUACAUACAUAGAGGAGGCUGCAGGACAGCUGUGUACAAACUAGUUAUCAAGAAUGUGGAGCAAAAACAUUCAACAUUACAAAUUAUUUUUCCAUAUUUACUCUUGAAACAAAACAAGUAAAACAUUCUGAGAUUAAGGGGAAGGGAUUUUAUUUGUUUCCAGUGGAAGUCAACUUCUUUCAGAGAUUUUCGGUUUCUAUAAAAUCUCUGAAAUAAAUCACACUGCAUCAGAAACAAGUGUAGUUAUAAUGUGUACCCCCUUAACAGAAUGUUUCACCCUUUCCAAGAAAUCAGAGAUUUGAAUGAUGGUGAAUAGAGCCUGUGUCUUCAAAUGAAAUUCAGUGGGACUGGACUUUUUCCUUGAGAUGAACAGUUUAUCUUGCCAAGCUUGUGUUGAAUUUGGCAUGAUAUCAACUUUAUUUGUCUUAUAUGAACAACCAAGAGACAAACGAAUCAAAUGUUUGUUUGUCGGACUAAUAAGGAGAAGACACUAAUGAGGGUUUUCUUUUUUGUAAAGUGCUUCUUAAAAGCCUAGGCUGAUACACUACGUGGUCAAAAGUAUGUGGACACCCAAACAUUCCCAAACUUGAACAUGUGGUGACACUAUGUUCAUUAAUCUGCUGUAACAGCCUCCACUCUUCUGGCUUCAGGCAUCAGGCUUUCCACCAGAUGUUGGAACCUGCUGCAGGGUUUUGCUCCAAUUCCACAAGAGCAUUAGCGAGGUCCAACACUGAUGGUGAUAAGGUCUGGCUCACGGUCGGUGUUCCAGUUAAUCCCAAAGGUGUUGGAUGGGGUUGAGGUGCAGCCCAGUCAAGUUCUUCCAUAGCAAACUGGGAAAAGCAUGGAGGCAGCUUCAUGGAGCUGAGUUUGAGCACAGGAAUGCUGUCAUUUUGAAAAAGGAAUGAGCCUUCACCAAACUUUUGUCACAAAGUUGUUGAACUGCUGGAGAUUUCUCUUACAGGGGUACAUCAGUUAUAGCUCCAGUUAUAUAGUAUUGCACUUGUAUAAAGUUGGGGCACUCUUAAGGUCGAGAUAUCCUGACCUUUAGUCCUUAAUAUGGGUCAAGUUCCAAAACUGUUGCAUCCUACAUUUCCCAUGAUGCAACUCAAUAGUGUCUGGCUUCAUGCCAUGUUCACAUUGUUUAUUAAAUUAAUUAAACAUGGGUUAAUUACCUUGAAUGAUGGAUUUUGGCAUGAGGCCUCCAGAUUUGAUUACCUUACUACUGUAUCAUCAAGCACCAAAGUGGAGAUAUCAAAACUCUCAGUUUCCUAGCAAGGUUGGCAACUGGUAAUUAAUUACAAUAAUGUGCAUGUUACCUUUUCUUUUUUAUUUUCUCAGACACCUCCAGAAACACAGAAAAUAUACAACUUUUUUUUACACGCUGAGUAGUACUCCUCAUGAUGGAAAACCUGACUUCGUGUGUAACUUUGAUGGAGUGCGCCUUUAACUGGAACUAAGGGGCCCAGCCCAAACCAUGAAAUACAGCCCCAGACCAAAAGUACACAAAAAGCAUUUGCACAGGACUGUCCACAUACUUUUGGCCAAAUAGUGAAUGAGAUUUCAGUGGUUUUCUGAUGUCUGGGGACACCGAGUGUAUUCUUGCACUAACAAGCCAAAUGAACAUAUCUGUCUGCUUCGAGCUGUGAUGGUGUUUUAACGACAUUCCAGUGAUUUCAAACAAUAUUUUUACAGUAAAACACAAUGUGGCUGUGUCAAGGACAAGAUUAUUUUGACAUUAUAAUACAUAACACAUUCUUACAGUAUAUCUCUCAUCUCAAAUAUCUAUCUCUUAGCAAUCACAUUGUUCAGGAUGCCUGUGCUUGCACCACUGACCUUAACCUAACAAUCACUCCUUUGCUUUAGCUGAAGGAAGGUGGUGUCUGGAAACCCGCCGCCAUUUAUUUUUUCUAUUACACCUAAGCGCCCAUCUCUUUCAUUUGUGAUGUUUCUUGUUUUCAUGUCAUCAAGUGCCAUUCAUGUUAAUAAAUAUAUUAUAUUACAUACAUCUUUAGAGUAUUUUAACUUCAUCCAGAGAUAUGAAAACACAUGAAAUUCCACUUUGGACUAUCAUGAUAUCAUCCUCUAUCAUCUGAAGACCUGUAUGGAAAUGAUGUGCUGCUGUCAUCUUUGAUUUCAAUUUGUAACAUAAACCCCAACCAGCCAUCGCAUAUUCCAGGGUGAUUUUAAUCUAGACUCAUUUGAUUUUAAUCAAGUGAAGCAUAUAUUUGAAUUUCAUUGGGAAAACAGGUGAUGCAUUACUGUGGUAAUGGUGCUACAAUACUUUAUGUCACUGUUAAAUGAAUAUGACAAGCAUCUGUAAUAAAAGGGAAGCUAUAUGAACUAGAUAAGUGUGGUGUGUGAUG